Xyrauchen texanus (razorback sucker) is the source of this 5868-nucleotide messenger RNA. RefSeq names its product YTH domain-containing family protein 1-like. Gene Ontology annotation, biological process: mRNA destabilization. Gene Ontology annotation, molecular function: mRNA binding; N6-methyladenosine-containing RNA reader activity. NCBI's taxonomy places the organism in Eukaryota, Metazoa, Chordata, Actinopteri, Cypriniformes, Catostomidae. Gene Ontology annotation, cellular component: cytoplasm. Bases 368 to 2212 code for a protein of 614 amino acids. The record is from RefSeq and is a predicted model, not a curated record. The transcript is spliced from 6 exons.
UCCCGGAUGGAGCGGCCAUUGGGCGGAAGUGAAUAGAGGUGCACAAUAACUGCGGGCUGGGAGAAGGAAAAAUACAUAUAAACACUUGUAAAAAAAAAUUACACGCACCGUGUGACAGCGUUGGAUAAAAUCCCCAAAACGCAGUGCCUCUGAUACUCGCAGAAACAUCUUUACGCCGGGAGUGCGCUCAAGAGUACCUGAUCACCGGAAUCAAGUCUGGAACUUGCUGAAAAAAAGCGCAGUUCAGCUUGCUCGGAGCCGAGAGGAACCCACGGGCUUCGGGUUACGCCGAGCACCCUCGCCGCCGCAGCUACUUCUUGUUUUUUUGCAAGACUCUUGCUGAAUUCAAAGGGACUCUUGAUGAAUUAUGUCUACCACCAGUAUUGACCCACAGACAUCUAAAGGGCAAGACGCUAAAGUGCAAAAUGGCUCUCUUCAUCAAAAGGAAACCGUCCACGACAGUGACUUUGAACCAUACCUCACUGGCCAAUCUAAUCCGAAUAACAGUUACCAAUCUAUGACCGACCCAUACCUGUCCAGCUACUAUGCCCCCUCCAUUGGGUUUCCAUACCCCCUCAGCGAGGCCCCCUGGUCCACCGGCGGAGACCCACCAAUCCCAUACCUCACUCCGUAUGCCCCCCUCAGCAAUGGAGACCAUCACUUCAUGCAUGACACAGUGUUCGGACAGCCGGGGGGUCUGGGCAGUAGCAUCUAUCCACACCGGUUUAACUUUUUUCCAGAGAACCCUGCAUUUUCUGCCUGGGGAACUAGCGGCUCCCAGGGCCAGCAGACUCAGAGCUCUGCAUAUGGGGGCAGUUACAGUUACCCACCCAGUUCUCUAGGAGGCACCCUGGUGCCAGAUGGGCAAACGGGCUUCCCCAGUGACACCCUAAACAAGGCGCCAGGUAUGAACAGCUUGGAGCAAGGCAUGGUAGGGCUCAAGAUUGGUGGUGAUGUAACAGGAGGUGGAUCAGGAGUGAAAACAGUGGGCUCUGUGAUCGGUGGAGGGCCAGUGGCAGCAGUGGCCACGGGUAAUGGUGGAACUCCUAUAGGCCUGCCACCCCCCAAACCCACAUCCUGGGCAGCCAUCGCUAGCAAGCCAGCCAAGCCUCAGCUGCUUAAGGUGAAGAGUAAGCCAGGGAUGCCCAUGCCUGGAGGCACCCUGCCCCCUCCACCCAUCAAACAUAACAUGGACAUUGGCACUUGGGAUAAUAAGGGGCCUGUGACGAAAGUGGCUUCCCCACUGCCCCCCCACCACCACCACCACCAGCAGCAGCCUCCCCUCCACUCCCAGGGUCACCUACCACCUCAUCCCCAUGGGCUUCCACCCCCACCUCAGCCCCCCAUGCCAUCUGCCCAAUCACUUGCCCAGCAGAUGGCUAUGCAGGGCCCGCCCCCUCCACAGCCUUACCAGAACCACACCCCAGCUCCUCCCCCUCAAACCCGAUGGGUUGCCCCACGCAACCGUAACCCUGGUUAUGGCGGGGGCGGCAGCAUGGACAGCAGUGGCUCCUCAAGUUGUGGAGGGAUUGGUAACGGAGGCGGAAGUGGUCCUCCAGGCUCCGGGACCAACGAGUCGCACCCGGUCCUGGAAAAGCUCCGUGCAGCGCACAGCUACAACCCCAAGGAGUUUGAGUGGAAUCUAAAAAACGGACGGGUAUUCAUUAUUAAGAGUUACUCAGAAGACGACAUCCACCGCUCAAUCAAGUACUCCAUCUGGUGUAGCACGGAACACGGUAACAAACGGCUGGAUUCUGCUUUUCGCACCAUCAACGGCAAAGGUCCUGUCUAUCUGCUGUUCAGUGUUAAUGGCAGCGGACACUUCUGUGGCGUCGCGGAGAUGCGCUCGCCUGUAGACUACGGCACCAGUGCCGGCGUUUGGGCACAGGACAAGUGGAAGGGCAAAUUUGAUGUGGACUGGCUGUUUGUUAAAGACGUGCCCAACAGUCAGCUCAGGCAUAUCCGACUGGAGAACAAUGACAACAAGCCUGUGACCAACUCCCGUGACACACAGGAGGUGCCUCUGGAGAAGGCCAAGCAGGUGCUGAAGAUCAUCGCCACCUACAAACAUACCACCUCUAUCUUCGAUGACUUCUCACACUACGAGAAACGGCAGGAGGAGGAAGAGGUGGUAAGAAAGAACUUGGAGCCUGCACCUCUCCAAACCCGAUCCCGACUGGAUCAAGAACGCCAGAACCGAAAUAAACAAUAGAAGGCUGCCCCCUACAGCUGAUGAGCAUUUGUUUUAGGACUGACCAUUUGAAAAUGAAAUUUAAAGAGGACACAAAAUGAAAUUUAAAAAAAUAAACAAUCAUUAUGUUUUUCUAUUUAAUUCUGGUAACUUCAGCCAGCGUCAGACUCGAGCCUCUGCGCUUGUGGCUUCACCUGUGGGGGCUGAAGUCCAAUAGCGCCUCUCAAUGUUGUCAUCAUUUCGAUUUUUCUUUCUCUUCUUUUUUAUCAUUUGGUAUUGUUUCCAUACCCCUCUCCCCCCUUUGACCAACCAAUAUCUGCACAAGUCUUUCUUUCAUCCUUUUUUUGUUUGUUUGUUUCUUCAGCCCCACUGCUCAUUAUUGCCCAUCAGAGUUGGUUAACCAAAAUGAGUGGGUAGUGAAUUUUGUGAUGUAUGUGUGUAUCAGGGAUGGUGAUGGAGUGUGUCAGUCAUGUCAGAUGGAAGAGUUGAUGGGACAUGUUCAAGCGGGAGAGGGCAUCUUCAGCAUCAGUAACUGUUAUUGGCCAGUUUUAUGUUCUGUAGAUCCAGAAGGUGUUUGAACCCAUUUGUGGAGUAUCGUGUAACUGCGUAGAAGGGACAAUGAAAUGUGUCUUGACAUGAUGAGAUGAUGUUAUAAAAAACAAAAAAAGCUAUAUUUUUUGUAUUAUGUAACACUUUACUUUUUUUUUCUUCAGUGACAAGCCAUGUAUGUCACAAUUCUUUGAACUUUUCUUUUUCCUUUGUGUUUGUCCUGCUUGGAGCCUUAACAUUUAAAAUUUACGGUGUCAUCAAAACCGUUUAAUAAUGGCUGUUUUAUACCUCAUAUGAAACAGCAUUAUCAGGGAGAAGACAUCACAUGCAUCCUUACCCAAGGGAAGUCGACAUUGUCACUGGCUGGACUAAAAAAAAACAAAACAGUAAAACUGGUUUUAGUUAUUGUUCGAAGACGAGUGCUGACACUCUGUUCACAUACCUACUUGUUCAAAGAGCAGAAAUGUUACUACUUACUGUUCCAAACCCCACCCAGCAGAGGUCGCUGUUUCUUUAAACCAAUCUGAGAGAUGUAGCAAUUCUAUGCUUUCAUUUGAAAUCACUUUAGAUUCUUCACUUUUUUUGUUUCUUGUUCUUUCUUAACAAAUGUAAUUUUAUCGCUUUUUUCCUUCCCCAUUUUCUCAGUAUAUUGCUAAGCUUUAACGUAGGAUUAUAUAAUUAUAACAAUAACAAAGAACGCCUCAAAACUUGUAACCUGAAAAUUAAUGUUACUGAUUUACUGUUAAAAUUAAGAGGACAAAAACAAACAAACAAACAAAAAAAGAGUAUAUGGUUUCUGUGUGUGAUUUUCUAGGACCUGCUUGCUGUUUUGUGUGUUUGUGUGUGGGAGAGCAGAAUUGAACCAUGUGAGUGGUUUCAGAUUUCUAGAGUCAUAUAACAAAAGAUUCAUGAAAAUAUAUGAAAUGCUAAAAAUAUUUAAAAUAAAAAAAGAAUUACAAGACAAACAUUUAAGUCACCCCUGAAAUGAAUAUGCAUUGUAUUGGAAGGUCACUAUCUAUCACAUUCUUAGAUUUGAUCAUGUUCAUUAUUAAAAUAAUACUAUAUGGUGUAAUUGGUCUAUGAUACUGUUCUUUUUACUGCUUUGUGAGACUGUCUAUGUGAGGAUUGUACUGUCAUUGUGGCAGAUUGGGUAGUUGAUUGUUUUUGCACAGAGAUGCCCAACACAAAGAAAGAUUUUUGUGUGACCAUUAACUGAUAGGGUUUAGUUAGAUUUGGAAGGUGAAGAAAACACCUUGGCACAACAGAAUUACAUUUUUGUUUAUAAUUUUUUUUAAUUUCAAAAUAAUUUGGGAUUUAGUAAUAUCCAUGGUUUUGUGAGAAUACCCAUGAUUUAUAUAUAUAUAUAAAAAGAAGAAACAGCCUAGAAAUAGAGCUAAUUAUGAAAAUUGUGGAAAUAAUGUAAUCCCCGUCAUGCCUGGGCAUAUUUAAGGUGAAAGUUUGGUAAAGAAUAGUUUAUAUUUGACAUGUUAUCUUGUAAUUAAAUUAAUAAGGCUGUGUUAUCGGUUUGUCAUGUUCAGAGAGAAAUAGCUAUCAUAUUGUGCAAAUAUUAUUUUAUUAACUGCACAUUAAGAACACUAUCAAACUACAAACAACGUGUUACAGUAAAGACUCAAUGAAAAGAAACAUUAUGUGCAUGCCUAUACUGUAAACAUUUUUUUAUUAUUAAAUGAUAAACUUAAUAUAUUAACCUUCUGAGACUGUAAAAAUCUGCUUGUCACUUUAUAAGGUAUUGUUUAUCACUGUAAAAAUGACAGAAGAGCACAUGAUGACAUGAAUAGUGGCUCUUCUGGAGCAAUGACCAAUAAACAUGUAGAGAUAGUGCUCAGUAUCACUCACACAAACCCUGAACACAAUCAGGGUAGCACAGGUGAAAUUAAAAUAAUGCAGUAAACAUGAACUAAACUACAUCAAAUGUAACACAGAACACCCCAAAGGAUAUAAAAAAUAAGAAGAAACAUAUCUAUUCCCAUAAGAUAUAAUGAAAUGUAAUGGGUCACGCAGGGAAUUGUAGGAACGCGCGAUUAUUGUUUUUUUACCGUAAUUUUAACAAUAAUUUAUUGUAAAAAGUACAUAUACUCCUAAUUGUUAAUUAUACAGGGGAAUCAUAAUUUUACAUCUUUUUUGUACAACAUACAAUUUUACAAAACAUAUUUUUUACAGCAUUUUUGUGUAUUGCCUUUUAAAAAAUAUAUAUUUUUUAAAACGUAUAUUUUACGGUAAAUACUCGUUAAGCAACAUACUUAUUUAAUAAAUUUUUUACUGUAGCAUUUUUAUUUUAUUUUUGUCAGUCUUUUACCAUUUUUUACAGUAUAGCACUUACAUAGACUGUUGAGAUUCAACAUCAUUAUUGAGAACACUUUAAGACAAUGGUUACCUUAUGCAUUGUGAAAAACUCAUGGAUAUGUGCAUAACAGUAGAUGGGCUAUGAUGGGCCACACAUGUACAUAGCAAAAUUAUUUCCUAAAGAUCAAAUAAAUAAUGUAGAAAAGGUGUUGAAUUUAUUAUUGAAACAGGGAACAAAAAGUAUCUCCUUCAGACGUGUGGAUUCAUUAGAUAACAGAAUAGAUUGUCUGAAUUGAUUGGCGGCCAUCUUGCUUUUACCCAUCCAGCCCAUCAAUAAAUCAAUAGACAUAAGGGGAGGAGUGGGUGAUUAUGUGGAGUUCAGGUAGAAGGUCAAAAAUAUAAACCCAGGUGACAGAUUUGGAUGAAAUAAGGCUUUUUUGCAUUAACAGAGAAAGUCAAUGUAGAUGACUGCAGUUUUUGUUUCAAAAUUUAAAAACAAUCCUUGUACACACACAAACAUAUUUUCACCUAUUUUUAAGAUUGACUUAUUUGAAUUUGAGAACAAAAUUCCAUCAAAUUGAAUUGUGUUUAUAUAUAUAUAUAUAUAUAUAUAUGGAAUUUUGUUAUGAACAAUAAUUGAAUUUCACAUUCCUGUCAGCUCCCAAAUUAAUAUUCCUAUCAUGCACCCGCAAACCAAGCGGCCUCACUCAGUUCCUGCUCAGUCAAAUACAGCACUGUGGCUUGCCGAGAAUUAAUGCGCACUUCUUCAGUCUGCAUUCUGCACAUCUCCCGUGUUGUCGCUCAUAUUCCGAGACGGGUUUGCC